This is a messenger RNA of Brachypodium distachyon (stiff brome), 1945 nucleotides long. RefSeq names its product probable WRKY transcription factor 74. The record is from RefSeq and is a predicted model, not a curated record. Bases 286 to 1347 code for a protein of 353 amino acids. Gene Ontology annotation, biological process: regulation of DNA-templated transcription. Lineage: Eukaryota; Viridiplantae; Streptophyta; Magnoliopsida; Poales; Poaceae. Gene Ontology annotation, molecular function: sequence-specific DNA binding; DNA-binding transcription factor activity. The transcript has 4 exons.
CCGCGCCCAGUACAAGACUCCAUUCUCUCCUCUCUCUGCUCCUCUUCCGGCUUCCUCUUCUUCCUCCUCCUCUCCUCCGAUUCCUCUACCAGCGGAAGCAGCGAAAGGGAGGAUGGGGCGAGCCCUGACGCGCCGGACAGCGGAGACUCUCCCGCAGGUGAGCUCAGGUGCUUCCGUUGCCUCUGAGGGUUGCAAGAAGUUGAGCUGCUUGCCAAGACUGGGGAAGAAAGGAUUGGAGUUCUUCUUGUCCAUUGAUAUCGACUACUGCCUUUGGGGGGAGGGGCCAUGGAGGAAGUGGAGGUGGCCAACAGAGCGGCGGUGGAGAGCUGCCACAGGGUGCUGUCCUUGCUCUCCCAGCAGCAGGACCCGGCCCUGCUCAAGAGCAUAGCUUCAGAGACUGGUGAGGCUUGUGCCAAGUUCAGGAAAGUGGUCUCCAUCCUUAACAAUGACGGUGGCGGAGGGCAUGCUAGAGGCAGGUUCUCCAGGGGAAGCAAGCCUGUGGAGUUGAUGAGGCAGAAGGGCCUCUUGGAGAGCAGCAGCAACCCCCCAUUGGGGAUGCUGAUGUCCAGUAGUACAGCAGCAACUCCAUCAGCAUCUGCUGUUUCUUCCGUGCCACAAUUGCGGGCUCAGGUUGGUGCGCCGCAGACGGAUUUGCACAGGCUGGAUUUGGUCAGCUCAAGCAGCAAGAGCGCACACCAGUUUGGUGCUCCCAAGAUGGUCCAGCCAUUGUCUGUGCAGUUCCAAUUUGGUGCCAUUGCACAUAGGUACCCAUUUCAGCAGCAGCAGAAAUUACAGGCUCAGAUGUUCAAGAGGAGCAACAGUGGAACCAGCUUGAAGUUUGAUAGCCCCAGCGGCACUGGGUCGAUGUCAUCCGCGAGGUCCUUCAUGUCGUCCAUGAGCAUGGAUGGCAGUGUGGCUAGCUUGGACAGGAAGCCGCCAAUGCAUCUGACUGGUGGCCCGACUGCAAGCGAGCCAUUGAAUGUGCACCAUGGUGCUCGUAAAAAGCGGUGUAUGGGCAGGGGGCAUGGAGACAAGUGUACCGUAGAUAACGGCUGCCAUUGCUCAAAAAAGAGACGGAAAUUGCGAAUUAAGAGGUCAAUUAAAGUGCCUGCCAUUAGCAACAAAAUAUCCGAUAUACCUCCAGAUGAAUACUCAUGGCGGAAAUAUGGACAGAAGCCAAUUAAGGGUUCCCCACAUCCAAGGGGUUACUACAAAUGCAGCAGCGUCAGGGGCUGCCCAGCGAGGAAGCAUGUUGAGCGGUGCGUGGAUGAGCCGGCGAUGCUUGCCGUGACAUACGAAGGCGAGCACAACCAUAACCGACUGCCGACGCAGUCAGCCCUGACCUAGGUGACCCAUGUCGAUUGUUGCUUUCCAUUGAGAGAACCCUCUUUUCAAAGAUACGGCCGUAACGGUCAUGCAAAAGUGGAACUAGGACUCACGAAUCGCAGAAGUAGGAGCAACAAACAUGAGGCCAUUUGGAAUCUGAUGAGCUGCCCUGGUGGCCCUUUCGCAGCUACAUGCUGUUACGGUUUCGGUGUCCAAAGUGGGGGCGUCCAAGCUGUUCUUCUCCUUGGCGGUGGGCUGUGACAAACCAACUUGAGAGAUGGUAUGGAGGGAAGAACAUGCUGUUAGAUAGUGACAGCUGAGCUUUGCUCAAGAAGGGGGUGUGUUUGAAUUAGUUGAUAGGAACAUCUGAAGAAAGGAGGUGAACUAGUAGCACUGUGCAAAAGAUUGGAAAAGGAUGGCAAGAUUGGCAUUUAGCGUGCACAAGUUCACUUGCAAUGACUUUGCCUCUGUAUGUUGCUUUUGCUUUAUUGAAAGAUGAGAUUUCUUUUGGCACAAGAAUCAUCCCAGGAUUAAAGGUGUUCUUGCUGACAAAUUUGACACCUUACGACCAUGUAUGUUUCUUUGACAGGUGUAAUAAGUUGAUGUGAUUUCUCAGCCA